AUGGCCGCGCUCACUUUGGGUCUACGAAUCGUCUACGAUGGGUUCCGGGCGCUGAAAAUCAACGUGACUGAGCAUGUCGAUACGCUGGUGGACGAGGUGUAUCAAGAUACGGCCGCUCUCCGUCUUACACCUCCCAGAAGGAAAGCAGUCUUCAAACCCAAUGGACUUUCAGACACAUUGGACAUGUUUUGGGAUACUUCGGAGAGCAGUACCGUAUACAGGCAAACUCGCCGCGCAAUAUCCUCGCUAGACAUGGAUGAUCCAGCAAUCAGAGAUAGAAAUAUUGUUAGUGCUCGUGUGUACGAGCUUCCCGAAGAACAUUAUACCAUAACGGAUAACGAUGUCUGCGUUGCGUCCGCGGAACGUCCCAAAGUUGCAGCCUUGUCUUUCCUUGCCUCAGCUACCAGCGGAAGCACUGCCAUCACGUCUACACAACCCGUUCGAUCUCCUUCCCCGAUUCUUCGAACUGGAGGCGCACCUCCCACUGCUCCUCGGAGCAUGUCAAUGCGAACUAAACCCGAAGAUGCGUUAACUGGAAACGGAAGCCUGGUACAUAGGACACUAGCUUCCCGCAUCGGAGGGUCGGAGCCUUAUCCUACCUCGGGUGCACGUCGCUCUCCCUCCAGAUCUGGCAACCCGGCUCUUACUACGAGCGCUGGGGAACCAACGUCGUCUGUACCUUCCCGAUCCGAAGCAGUCGCGUCUUCAUCUACACCGACAACUUCCACGCGUCCUUUGGCACAAGGAAUCUCUAUAUUGGGUGCUUCUCAGAACCAGAGCACCGCGUCAAGAAAGUCUUCAGAGGCCCGCUCGUACAGUCGCUCGCGCGAUGCCAUGGAUAUCGAGCGCGAUCGUCACCGAGAAAGGGAUAGAGAAAGGGACAGGGAUAAGGACAGGGAUAGAGAGCAUGACCAUGAUAGAGAUCGUCGCAGGGAACACAGGUCAAGAGAUCGGGAGCGCGGUGAACGUAGUGAACGUUCGGUGCCCGAAUGGCGCAUGUCCGAUGAACGAGAGGGCAGACGGCGCGCUGAGGAAGAAUUGGCCGAACUGCGUCAGAAGUUGGAUGCCGCUCUCUCCCGGGAGGGUCUUCUUCAUCAAGACGUCAAGCGUUUGGAAGCGGAGAGUCAAGUUGCACAAGCUCAAACCGCCGAUUUCGAAAGCAAGUUCCGGAUCGCGCAGCGCGAGCUCGCUCAUGUUGAGGAUGCUCGUCGUCUUCUUCUGGGUCACAAUGGAAGUGCUUUACGCGGGUCUGGCACUAAUAUCAUCGAUAUUGUUCGCUCGCUCGAGAGACAGAUUGAAGCACUAGGAGAAGAGCUCGCGAAGGAGCGAAACCUAAGGCAAAUUGCUGAGGAUGCUUUGAAUAAUAUGCAACGGGGCGUAGGCAUUUUCGCAGGCAAUCUAGCCGGCGCGUCUUCAUCUACGGGUUUCAUGAGUGCGUUUGGUAGUGGGGCGGCCGGUGCUUUGGGGACGGGGGCGGGAGGAUCGAACGGGAAUGCGCUCAAUGCGCUCGUCGCAGGCUUAGCCGGUCAAGAAUCACAACUGGCAGCAAACUUGCUGAAAGCGCUUGUUGAUCAGUCUUCCAACCAGCAAGUAAAUGGUAAGUUGUCUUCUUGA
Messenger RNA from Peniophora sp. CBMAI 1063, 1614 nucleotides. NCBI's taxonomy places the organism in Eukaryota, Fungi, Basidiomycota, Agaricomycetes, Russulales, Peniophoraceae. The record is from the annotation of a GenBank genome assembly.